Hibiscus syriacus is the source of this 1539-nucleotide messenger RNA. RefSeq names its product double-stranded RNA-binding protein 1-like. The coding region runs from base 151 to 1266 and encodes 371 amino acids. Lineage: Eukaryota; Viridiplantae; Streptophyta; Magnoliopsida; Malvales; Malvaceae. Gene Ontology annotation, cellular component: nucleus. Gene Ontology annotation, molecular function: ribonuclease III activity; double-stranded RNA binding. The transcript is spliced from 3 exons. Gene Ontology annotation, biological process: rRNA processing; regulation of gene expression. The record is from RefSeq and is a predicted model, not a curated record.
GUUUUCCACAAACCCUUUCAUUCAGUGUGUUGCAUACUGCUAAGAAAGUUUUAGGGUGCGGCCCCAAUUUCCCACCCAAAUACGUUUAUUUUGUUUGAUUUUUCUUUCGAUUUUUCAGUCAAGUGAAAAACUCAAGAAUCACUUCCAGCCAUGCCCACCAACGUGAACUUCUCAGGUGUUUCCAAUUGCUAUGUUUUCAAGAGCCAAUUGCAGGAAUUUGCGCAAAAAGCGGGCCUUCCUACACCUGUAUAUGAGACUAUCAAGGAAGGCCCUUCCCAUGAACCGUCGUUUAGCUCAACUGUGACAGUAAAUAAUGUUAGAUAUGAUUCUUUGCCCGGAUUUUUUAAUCGCAAGGCAGCAGAGCAUUCAGCUGCUGAAGUUGCUCUCAGGGAGUUGUGCAAGGCUGGUGAAAUCAAUGAAAGCAUCUCUCAACCUGUUCACGAGACAGGUUUGUGCAAAAAUCUACUACAGGAGUAUGCGCAAAAGAUGAAUUAUGCAAUGCCCGUAUAUCAGUGCCAGAAGGAUGAAUCAGCGGGGCGAUUGCCUCAUUAUUCAUGUACUGUUGAGAUUGGAGGCAUUCGGUAUAUUGGAGCUGCAGCAAAAACCAAAAAAGAAGCAGAGAUCAAAGCUGCCAGAAUUGCUUUACUGGCUAUUCAGUCGACUACAUCGGAAUCAUCUAAUCAGGCAUUCAACAACUCUCAGUUAAUGGUUAUUCCUUGCAGAAAGAGGGCAACAGAGACGGCUAGUAAUCCUGAUGAGACUUUGAAAGUUCUUAAGGCCAAGAAAGCCCGGUACAAGAAGAAAAUGUUUAAAAGAAAACACUAUGGGAAAAAUGAUGGACCUUCUCAAGACAAAACAACUGGAACUUCGGCCAUUGGCUCGAAUGAUCUGCUAAAACCAGAAUCAGUUCAUACUGAUUCUUUUGCCAUACUGAGUUCGGAAACACUAGGUACAGAAGUUAGGGGGAGUUCCCAAGAUAUAGAGAUAGAGAGUGACUCAUGCAAGCGAGAUAUGCCUUCUGCAGAUGUUGCAUUGGCUCACCAGGUUGCUGAUAAUUCUAAAAAUGGGCUUUUAACAGCUGUGAAUUCUGUUUACGGCAAUCAUGAGGCUCCAUACAUGGAACAUAAACAUUCUAUUGUUUAUGAUGAUCCAACUGAUUUGGUUAAAUUGACUGACCGCAACAAGAUAGCUUCAAUGGAUGACCCCUCUCUGGGUCAGAAAAACCAGGCAGUAGAAAGGAUCCAUGCAAAUGCAGGCCAAGGGUAGGUUCAAGAAAAAGUAGAUGGUAGCUCAAUCGUCCGGAUUUGAUUUUGCGGUUAGAGAAAACAUGGAAGGGAAGGAAUAGGUAUGUGCUUCUUUACAGACAUGUGAAUUUUGCACAAUUAGCAAAUUGGAGUGAACUGUUUUGUGCAUCAGCGUUUAUCUUCACUAUUAUAAUAACUUAUUGGAAAUUAGGGAAAUUGUAGCUGGGUUCAGAUAUGAGUGCUGUUAUUGUGGGUUUUGAACAUUUUGAAGAAUGAAAAGCAGUUUCAUUUUGUU